Messenger RNA from Tetrahymena thermophila SB210, 498 nucleotides. RefSeq lists its product as hypothetical. The record is from RefSeq and is a predicted model, not a curated record. Lineage: Eukaryota; Ciliophora; Oligohymenophorea; Hymenostomatida; Tetrahymenidae. The transcript has a single exon.
AUGGACUCAUCAUUUUCUUUUGAAGAAGAAGGAGAUUAAUACAUCAUCGACACCAGCUCCAACAAUAACUGUAAGGAAAUAGUUGCUUCUUAAAUACAAUAUGGAGAUUUCAUUAUUUUGAGUGAUAGCGAAGUUAUUUAAGUUGACAGUGUCCGUAGAACUACUAAGUCUCGCUCUCAAAAGAAUGAAAUGAAUAUUCAAGGCAGAAACUUAAUGAAGAAUAGUGUCUUUGUCUAAUACAAAUUCUCUCCUAACAGAAAUCUUCGUAUUAUAAAGAAUGCCUAAAUCAAGGACUAUCGUAUUGUCUGCUUCGAGCCUGAAGAAGAACUCAUUUAUGUCCAUGGAAAUGGAGGUGUUCAACAAGUUAAAAUCUCAAACAAGAAAGAUGAAUUCGAUGUUGUUUCUCCCAACCUUAACAAAAUCAUUGCUAGAUGUCUCUUCUACGAUGGUCAAUACCAACUCUUGGGCUUCUUUGCCGACUCUAGCAAGUAAGAAUGA